Anolis carolinensis (green anole) is the source of this 2258-nucleotide messenger RNA. It is a transcript of the gene dmrtb1, whose product is annotated as DMRT like family B with proline rich C-terminal 1. The coding region runs from base 213 to 1100 and encodes 295 amino acids. The transcript has 4 exons. Lineage: Eukaryota; Metazoa; Chordata; Lepidosauria; Squamata; Anolidae. Gene Ontology annotation, cellular component: nucleus. Gene Ontology annotation, biological process: regulation of transcription by RNA polymerase II; sex differentiation; germ cell development. Gene Ontology annotation, molecular function: RNA polymerase II cis-regulatory region sequence-specific DNA binding; DNA-binding transcription factor activity, RNA polymerase II-specific. The record is from RefSeq and is a predicted model, not a curated record.
GCUACAUACAGAACUCUUAAUUUCUUUUACAAAAUACAAGUCCUGGUGACUACUGAACUUGGGUAGUUAGCAGGCACUUUUCUUUCUCCUUUGUGCUAUGCCCCAGGCUUUAGCUACCACAUAGUAACAAUUUCAUGCAACUGCAAGAGCAGAUUUCAGCCCAGGAUUUUCUUCACUCCAGCAGUGGUGCAUGACUAUAGACAGCUCCCUCCAUGGAGUCUCCAGAUGCAGCUCAUAUCCGAGCCCCCAAAUGCUCUCGCUGUCGCAACCAUGGCUUUGUGGUGCCAGUGAAAGGCCAUGCUGGCUAUUGCCGCUGGAAGCAUUGCCCUUGCGAAAAGUGUGCUUUGAUCACUGAACGGCAGAAGAUCAUGGCGGCUCAGAAGGCCUUGAAGAGGCAGGGAUCUGAUUCACCGCCCAGGGAGGCACUGCCUUCUGUCCAGUGCAGUCCCAAUGAUGAAAUGGAUGGAACUGCAGCUGGAAGUAAAAAGAGCUCCAGGAGGAACACCUCUGAGCCCCAUGUUGCUGGGCAUGAAGAGGCUAAGGGGACCUCUGCACCUGGCCAACCCACCAGGACAAUGCCUGACCAGAUGCCACCAAAACCUAGCUCUCCAACCUUCAUAGAUUUAGACCAUCCUACUGUGCCUCUGGAAUGUGCAGCAAUGUGUCCAGAAUUUAUAGAAAGAGAGCCUCCCAAAGUAUAUCCUGGAUACUCUGGCAUGUAUCCUUAUCAUCCAUUUCCUCUGGGAUUCGCCAUCAACCAACCUGGCUACAGAGGCCCAACGCAUGCCCCUGUCCUACCCCUGCAAACAGGUUACAGACACUUUCCUAGCAGUCAUGGGCCAGGGAACGUUGCUCCUGUGCCAAGACAAGAUGCAGGUGGGGAUUUUCGACCAGCUUAUUACGCUCCGAUGUCACCUUUCAUGCCUCCUAGCUUCCUACCAGGCAUUCACUAUAUUCCACCACCUCUUCAACUGAAUGUUGUGACUGAAGCUACAAAGGAAACAUUGACUGCCACAGCAGAUAGCCAAGAUUCUGGAGUGAUGUGUGAACAAAGCCAACCAUCUUCUCAGGAAGAUUGUCCCUCAUACACUAAGCGUUAAGUUUACUAACAAAUCCAUGUUGAAAUGUUACCUUCAUGUAAUGCAUUCGUAAAGGUAUUGUUUUGUUCGGUUCUUGGCUAUCACUCAUCCUAGUAUAGCCAUAGGUUUAGAACAUGAAAACAUUUUAGUUGUUAAAUUCACAAUUGUUGGCCUCUUGUGCAUUAUCCAUAAUGGGUGUUUUCCCAACAAGUUUGCCAUCACAAUUGAGGUUUAGAAAGAAUAGGCUUUACUGUAGUGUUAACAGCAUAGUUCCUUCUGGCUGGAUGUCAGUGGGAUAACAAAGUGUGCAGCCUGCAGUUUUGAAGCAAAUAAACACUUGCCAGGUUGAGUUAUAUGUCAGUUGAGUGACUUUAUAACAGAUGAUAAUGCUUAUUUUCACUAUUGCUACCAAUUCUUCUGUACCAAGCUCUAGUGAAACUCUCAGAUUGGUUUUUUCUUUGACCAGUUUGCUGGUCUAUCAAGCUUUGCAACUUUAGACAUUAAAUUUUAUUUAGUUCAAACCCCAGGGGAGGCACAGGGGACACGUGGCUGGGCUUGGAAUGACAAUAUAAAUGUUGUAAUCAUUUAUCAGCAGGGAAAUAUUCUCUCUAAGGUGCCAUACAGUCCAGUUUCAGAAUGCAGAUUUACUGCAUUGAACUGGAUUAUUUGAGUCUACACUGCCCUAUAAUCUAGUUCAAUGCAGUUAAUCUACAUUCUGAAAUUGGACUAUAUGCUAGUGUAGAUCCAGCCUAAACUACAUUUCCAUAACUUGAUCCCUUCUAGCAGUAAUACACAGUCUGGGCCAUUCCGAGCCAUUAUAUAGAUAAAAGCAUUGAGCAGCUUUGAGACGAUGCUGUCUAUUCUAAUCUGUGAAUGUGGAGAGACAAGUGUAUUUAUUAAAGUUGUACCAAGGUUUAUUCUUUUUAUCACUAUCUAAUGUGUUAGCCCAGGUUUUACUUUAAAGAAAUGCCUCUCCAUUAGAAAAGGCACCGUUCUUGCCUAAUAUAAAUAAGAACCACAUAUCCUUUGUAAUAAUGUAAAGGCAAAAUUUUGGUGAAGAUUAAAGUACACACCUUAAUUUACUGUUACCUGUUGUUUAAAGACCUGUUAUGAUCGGUUUUUUGUAUACAGUGGAAUGAAAUAUAUUAAAAUAUUAAUAUUACCGUUGUAUUUGGUAUU